CCAUAUCAUAACUAACACAAUUGAUAAGGGAAAAGUAGAUCAAAUGUUGUACUAUUGACAAUCUUCAUUCUUACUUUCAUCAUGGCUAAUAUGAUAUGGGCUCUUCUGAUGGUUGCAGGUGCCACGCUAUGUGUAUCAGCAUGUGAUGAUGUGGACACGAGGGCAUGUGAACUACUUGCUAACAAACGACCAGAUUUAUGUAGUGACCCAUGUUCGUCUGCAUUAUGUAACCGCUUUUGCGGACAGUGCUCCGUGAAGUGUUAUCAGUGCGAUGAGGUCAAUUUUCCCCAGAACUGCACAAACGUCGUAGAAUGUCCUUCAAAAGAUCAUUAUUGCUAUACUACACAAAGUUUUGCCUCUGAUUUUAGGGAAAUCUACCGGAUGGGAUGUGCUCUAAAAUCUAUAUGCAGUCUUUACCUGGGUCCAGAUACAAACAGGAGAAACAUAGACGUCAAUGGGGCCUGCUGUACGCAAGACAAUUGUAACAACAGAUUACCCUACGAUAUAAUUACUUCACAGACGCUCCCUUCUCAGUCCGUCUCUACAGUGAUAUUACCAUCGGGUGCUUCAACGUUGAACCAAAAUAGUUGCACCAAUCUUGAUGAUACUGCAUGUGCACGAAUGAAUCAAGCAGAUCCGUCACUCUGUUUAUCUGGUGGAUGCUUUGCAGCACUGUGUCCAGGUUUAUGUGGGAGUUGCUUUAAUUGUUACACGUGUGAUGAUAUCAACAGUCUCACAGAUUGCAAGAAUACCACUCACUGUUCAUCAGGAAGCGAAUGUUUUGCCUACGAAACUUUGACUAAAGACUUCCGUCAAGUAUACAGAGUCGGAUGCGUACAACAGCAGUUUUGUUCUAGAUUUACUGGAAGUGGAACUGGACAAAGCAUUAUUGGACGUCGAGAUGAAGGAUUUAUUUUGAAAGGAAGUUGCUGUACCAGUAACCUUUGUAACGACCAUAUAAAUUUUAUUCAGCCACCGACUACCAGUAUACCACAACAAGCAGUGUGUACCGGCAGUUAUGGCAGUCAAGAUCAUACUUCUUGUCCAAUUGGUUAUGCUGAAACUAGAAAUUCAUGCUAUAUGGUCGGACCAAUUGAAUUAGAUUGGGGAGAUGCAAAAGAAUACUGUGAGAAACACUGUGGUCGGCUGAUUGAUUUUGCUAACAAAGAUGAGUUGCUAGCAGUGACAAAUUUGCUUAUUCCUAAUGUUGACGGGCAAUUUCAAGAUGAAUUUGCCUGGGUCGGUGCUAAAUAUAUUAACAGAGAAUGGGUUUGGACGAACAAUGGUAAUUUGGUAAAUGAAAAAGACUUUGACAGUCUAACUAGUUCCCAUCCACGGACACAUAUAUGUGGUUUUGUGAGAGUGUAUAUGGACACUAACCCAGGACAACUAAGAGAGGAACUAUUCGAGGAGAAUUGUGACCGAUUGUUUUCACCGCUCUGCGAAGCUCCCAAAGUCUAAGCGUUCAUUAUAAGAAGAAAUAUUUUUUAAGUAAUGUAUUUACAUAAAUUUGGAUUAAAAGUAAUGUCUCUUUUUUCACUUUCUUAUCUUUUUCAAAAAUCAAUAAGAAUAUCUUCAAUGCAAAUAGUAUAAAAAGACAACUGUGACCAGUCUGUGGAGUUGAUUAACCAAAAAGAUAUCCUCUAUCGAUAAUGUUACUGAUAGUUGAUUGUAAUUACAUCGAAAAUAUUUAUUGCAAAUAUCACAUAAACUAAAUAAUAUCACUGAUCCGUGGAGAUGCAGUCAGGGUUAUAUGCAACAUGCAAGACGGACAUGUAAACCGUACAUCCAUUACAUACACAACAUC
Molecule: messenger RNA, 1807 nt
Organism: Mytilus trossulus (common blue mussel)
Lineage: Eukaryota; Metazoa; Mollusca; Bivalvia; Mytilida; Mytilidae
Exons: 12
Coding region: 82-1461 (459 amino acids)
Source: RefSeq, a predicted model, not a curated record